Messenger RNA from Phymastichus coffea, 4370 nucleotides. RefSeq names its product F-box only protein 32. The coding region runs from base 259 to 1305 and encodes 348 amino acids. Gene Ontology annotation, molecular function: protein binding. NCBI's taxonomy places the organism in Eukaryota, Metazoa, Arthropoda, Insecta, Hymenoptera, Eulophidae. Gene Ontology annotation, cellular component: nucleus; cytoplasm; SCF ubiquitin ligase complex. The record is from RefSeq and is a predicted model, not a curated record. Gene Ontology annotation, biological process: protein ubiquitination. The transcript has 6 exons.
GUUGCUCGAUCGCAGCGAGCUGCAGUGCCGUGCGUCUCUGUUCGUCUGUGUGUAAUACAUACAUCGCAGAGUCGCGGCGCCCCGUUGUUUUGUUGUUGCGUGCGCGCGGGGCGGGCAAGUCGACAGCAGCAGCAGCAGCGGCAGCAACAGCGGCAGCAGCGGCAGCAGCAGCAGCAGCAGCAGCAGCAGCAGCGGCAGCAGCAGCAGCAACAGCAGAAACAGCAGCAGCAGCAGCAGCAGCGACAACACUCGCGCGUGAUGCCGUUCAUAUCGAAAGAUUGGAGGAGUCCAGGUGAGGAGUGGGUAAAGACUGUCGAAGGUUGGGAAAAGAAGAAAAUCCUCGAGUGCGCCAACAACAAGACGCUGUCACUUUUGCUCAGAACGGAAACUAAUGACGACAAAAGGGAAAAAGAGAAGGAGAAGGAGAAGGAGAAGAAAAAAGAAGAUGCCGUCCAGCCACACUGUCAUAUCACGCUGAAGUGCACCCGCGAGAUCGCAGGCUUCAACGGAUUGAGCGACGCUCUGAAGAGGUUGGACUUCUUAUCGGCGGUGCACGACUGCCGGCGCUUUAACUAUAUUGUACGGCUGCUCGACCUGUUGGUGAGCCAUCGAAUGGGAGGAUUGAGCGGCUGCGCUCAACGCGUGCUGUUUAACAUGCUCGAGGAGGUCGCAUUAGAAGUGUCCUUAUCGCAACAACAAACCGGCAGACUGCGACGACUCAUAGAGAGGGUUCGAACUUUCAGCGCCGGUUGCUGUUGGGGUGGUAGACCAUUGGGCUCGGUGAUACUCUGGGAGAAACACAAAGCCGCGCUCGAUCGAAUACUGCAGAUCGCAUCUUCCAUCACGAUAACUCAGCCCGACGAGGAGCAACAGCCACAGUGGUCAGAUUUGCCAGCCGAGUGUCGGCGCGAGAUCUUGCUGCGACUUAGCGAUCCGCGCGACAUCGAGGCCUCGUCCGCGGCUUGCGAACACCUUGCCGUCCUGGCGCAGGAACAGAGGAUCUGGCGAGAACUCGCUCAGUAUCACUUCACGUCACAGCAGAUCGCCACUGCCCGACUCAACAAUCCUGACAAAGACUGGAAAUCCAUAUUCACUAUUGCUCGCAGAUCGUAUGGUUUGCGAGAGGAAUACGCGGAGAUGAUCCAACUAUGCCGAAACUGCCGUUGUCUAUUCUGGCGAUCGCUCGGACACCCGUGCAUCGCAGAUCAAGAUCCGGCCUUCCAGGAGAAGCUCGCCGACGUCGAUCGAGCGUCGCUCCACGUUCCGAUUCCCCCUCAGACCUUCCUCAAGUUUUUCUCGCUGUGAACGUCGAACCGACGAUUAUAACGCAUCCGAUAAUUGAUUAAAAAUGAAAAAUACUCGGUUCUAACACAUUAUUAAGUGCAGGCAUAUACGUAGUCCGACACGUAUAUGCGAAUAUAACGAAAGAGAUGUGUAUACUGUAAACCGGAAAAAAAAACAGAUUUUAACUUAAUACGCUGUAACUCUCACGACGAUUUUUUUCUAUUUUUUCUAUUGUUGCUAUCUUGUAGUUUUGAUUUUAUACGUCGCAUUGUAUACACUGAAAAAGAUUAUUCUUUUUUCGAAGGAGGAAUUUAUUAUUUAUAUAUUGCUCAGUGAAAAAGAAAUCGUUAAUGUAUUUCUUCCCGCGGUAAUAUUUGUCUAAAUCGAAAUACUUCACGAUUUUUCUUUUCUCAUUUGCAAUUUUUGCUAGUCAAACGAAUUUAUUCAAGUGCGAAACGUGCGAAUUUCCGCUCAUUUUUUUUGCUUUCGUUUUUCAAACACAAGCGAUUUAUAAUUGUUCCAGGUAAAUUUUAAGCUAUGGGCAAAAAAAAAAGAAGAUAUAUAUUAUAAAUAGAAUAAAAUGAAAAGUGAUAAAAAAAAUACAAUUAAUGUUCAAUAGUUGCACAAAAAAAUGUCACGCAAUUGUCCAAUAUUUCCAGUACAACUCUAACCAAGCAGUGUUAACCGCUUAAGAAAAUCAUCAAAAUACUAAGUAUUUUUGGGAAUGUGAAGAAAGUGCUAACAUAAAUUUUUAUUUGCAAAGAAACUUCAUGUCAUCGAAAAAUCAUUUUAGUAAUUUUUUGUAUCUACUUGCAGCUACAAUACCUUUUCCAAAGGUUCGAUACAAAAACAUUUAAGCUUCACCAGUAAAUUGUCCAUUAUGUGCUUUUUGAAAUUAUUCAACAAUACUUAGUAUUAAGCUAUCAUCAAAUGUGUAAAGUGAACAAAUUAAACAGAAAAUUUAUGAUUCCUGCCAGAGACAAAUACAUUUUUCAUCGAUAAAUACAUUAUACAUAUGAAUAUUUUAAUUGUACAUUACUGAUAAAUCCAAUCUCAGUCGAUUGAAAAUAAUUUGAGCUCUGCAAUCAUAAAAGAGACAAAUUACCAUCAUAACAAAGUUAUCAAAAAAGAAAACAAGACACAGGCACCUUGCUAAUAAACAUGUUCAACGACAUCAAUCUACAAUAUUGCAAAAUUUGCUGCAUUAAUGUGUAUCUUUGUAAAUUUGAUGAAAUUGGUUAAAACGUAAAAAAUAAUUUUUGGUGCUUCAAAAUAUAUACUAAAUUAUUAUCAGUCAGAUUUGAUUAUUAUCCAUUCCUUUUAAUAACUGAAGACUUAUUUGGAAGCACUUUUUUCUAUGAAAAUUUAAUUUUCUCAAAAUAAACAAAAAUGUUAAAAAAUUCCUAACCAAGUCUAAAGCUCACAGCAAUUUAGCUGCUGCAAUAGCAAUGAAAACUAAAAAUUUUAAUAUUUUUAAUGCUUUAUCAAAAUAUAAAAUAGUAAUAUUAUUUUUUAGCACAUGUCAAUCAAAACAUGAUAUUCAAUUCUAAAAAUAUUAUAUGCUAAUGCUAACCUCAAUUAAGUGUAUGGGAAUGCAAAAAAGAUUUUAAGAAAUCAUGACACAAUUUGCAAUGAUGUAGUAGUCAAAGAUUUUUAAAUAAAUAAGAUUUAAAUAAUGCAAAUGAUUGCAAAUUAUCAUAAUUUCUUUUAUUCUGUGAUGAAAAUAAGUCCUUUGACUUUAAACAAUGAAGAAUGUAGAACUUAUCAUGGAUAAAACACCAUUAUUUCAAAUAAUAUUAACAAAAACAUAUAUAUAAAUAUUUUGGCCUACGCAGGGUGACCCCAGUCAAACAAAUCAACUACAUGGCUUUCUUACAAUAAUGUCCAGAAUAUAAAGACUAGAUUAACGAGUAUAAUCUCAAUGAUGCGAAUUUGUUUGAAAGGUACUUUAUUAAAUAUUUAAAAUAAUAUGCAAUUCUUUAAAGCUGAAAAAAUUAAUUAUAAAUGCAAACUUCAAAUCUUCAAUGAUAAAAGUGUAUCUAAAUAAAAAAAACUUGAGUAAAAAAAAUCUCAAAUAAUAAGUAUUUCACUUGAUGUUGUAGAAAGAUGUCUUUGUAAUUUUGGUAUAUGCUCUUUUUGAAUAUUGUUUAAUUUGCUUUUAGAGUAAAGAAGUUUCAAUUUUAUUGAAAGCACUUUUAUACUGUCAUCCAAAUGAUGUUUUUAAAUUCAAUAUUUGUAUAUGUGAUAAACUUAAAUAAGAUGAUCCUUAGUAAAAUUUAUGUAAGUUUUUGCAAAUAUAUAUGCAGUAAUGACAUUUAAAUAAAUCAUUUGUUGAUUCAAAAAUAUGACAAUUAUAUACUGCCAAACCAUAAUAAAUGAAAAUGCUAUUGCAUUGAACAAAAUUGAUAUUUAAAAACUUUUGGUUCAAAACAGAGUAAAACUAAUUCCUUCUGAUAAAUAUUUUUCAUUAUAAUGAUCUGUUAAAAAAGAUUACAUGUUUUCAUAAUUUCAUUGACCUAGUCAUGUUAUAGGGUGCAGACAAAAGUGGCAUUAUCACUUAUAGUACAGUAUUGGACUCAAAAACUCAAUCGCAUGAAAAGUUACAUUAAUUUUUAAUUCAAAUGUUAUCUAUAAUACCUGUAUCCAAUGCUUCUACGAUUCAAAUGAAUCAUAAGAAAAGAAAAAUAUAUCACAAAAACAGUGUAUGUAGAGAUUUAAUUUGAAGAUUAUAAAUAUCUUGUAUGUAAAAUGAUGGUACAAUUUCAUCUAUAAAUAGGAGGUGUAUAGAGCAACAUUAUGCCAGAAGCUUCUAAACAAAGAAUCUACAUAAAUAUAUUUAUGACAAGAUAUUGAUCAUUAUUUUAAUACUUUAAACAAGUUUUGAAAAAAUUUAUGUUUAUUGUAGAAUAUUUAAAGUUCUAAUAAAAGAAAAGAAUAAUUGUAAAUUUGUCUGUACAACUACUUAGAAUUGGGCUUACUAUACCGUAUAUUAAAGAAAUUAUUUUAUGUUGAAUAUGUUAUGAAAAAUAAAUAUUAUAGAAAACAAAAGAACAUGGUGAUAUAUAUAAAUAAAAAAAAAGUUAAAA